Messenger RNA from Toxotes jaculatrix (banded archerfish), 7375 nucleotides. Its product is annotated as 1-phosphatidylinositol 4,5-bisphosphate phosphodiesterase gamma-1-like. Lineage: Eukaryota; Metazoa; Chordata; Actinopteri; Toxotidae. The transcript has 32 exons. Bases 1064 to 5002 code for a protein of 1312 amino acids. Gene Ontology annotation, molecular function: calcium ion binding; protein binding; phosphatidylinositol-4,5-bisphosphate phospholipase C activity. Gene Ontology annotation, biological process: phospholipid catabolic process; positive regulation of epithelial cell migration; phosphatidylinositol-mediated signaling. The record is from RefSeq and is a predicted model, not a curated record.
AGAUAUACUACAGCAGUACAGAGAGGAAAAAAUCUGAUCAAGCCUUUCCGGUCUGCUAGUCCUAAUUUCCUCUCAAGACCUCUGGCGUUAGAGCCGAGGGGACGCGCAGGCAGAGAGAAAGGGAUCCUGGUCGAGGAGCAACGAGGAGAAACUGGGGCAGUAAACGCGAACCAGCACAACCCCGCACGCCUUUGUACGCGUACUCUGCGUAGGAAAAUGCAUCCUGUCGGCGGUGUAAUGUGCUCGCAGAGGAGGAGUGUGUGAGGGGAGAACAGAAUGGUUCGGCGGAUGGGAGCGCACACGGUUCUUGCCGCGGCCGUUCCGUGCUCUCCCAUCCGCUCGUUUCUCCGUCUCCUUGAAGCCGCCACAGAGCGUCCGCCGAUGCCCGCCCUCCCCUCCGCCGAUCUGCUGCACCCACCUCCGGGUAUUUGUCCGAGUCGUCAUUACAUAACUCGGCGUCUUUGUCGCUGGCACUGACUUCAUUCUCUCAAAGCCAGGAGUGGGGAUAACCACAUCUUGUUUACCGCCCCACCAGCAGCAAGCGGCAGCAGCAGGCGACGACGCGGCAGUGGCGGCGGUCCAAGCAGGAUUUAAACCCGGGCUGUGCAGCCUUUUGCUGUCGUGGACUAAAGGGACUAGGAGGAGGACACAUAAAGGGUGGAAACCUGAGUCCAGCGGUGAUGAGAACUCACCCCGAGUGGAUUUCGCUGGUGUGCUGCCAGAAGCAUCUGGAAAGGAUAACACAGGGAUUCACUCCCCCUUCAGAGGACCAGAGGAUAAUUCACAUCUCAGACAUUUCACUCUUUCAGUUCUGUGGCUGCUGAGCGAUGCCUUUUAGCUUGUGUUUUAAUAUGAAAUUGGUUUAAUCACACUGGCAAUUAAAGCUCCUGCCUCUCCCGAGUGGGUUCAUAACCAGAUUUCCUCCUGGGACCAGUGGGUUUGGACAUGUUGGAUAACUGUGGCCCUCCUGCAUACAACAGUUGAUUAAAGGACAAGCAUCACCUUGAAGAAACCACAACAGAUCAAUAAUCCUGCAAGGCUUCCUUGUAGCUAUGCAGUGAAGAUGUGUGCAGCCAGGUUUAGUGGCUGCCUCAAUGGCUGUGCCGAGGAGGCCACCGGUGGUGCCGCGGGGGCUGCUGGUCCAGUCACAGCCUCCAGGAUGCUGGACUGGACGGAGGCGGGUCCCCGCAUCCUCCACAGCCUGGAGAUGGGCACGGUGAUGACCAUCUUCUACCAGAAGAAGUCCCAGCGGCCUGAGAGGAGAACGUUCCAGAUAAGGCAGGACACACGGCAGAUAGUGUGGAGCCGAAACCCUGACAAAAUAGAAGGAGAGAUCGACAUACGAGAGAUCCGGGAGCUGCGUUUGGGGAAGGGCUCCCGCGAUUUUGAGCGCUACCCGGAGGAGGCCCGUAAACUGGACUCUGCCCACUGCUUCAUUGUGCUCUACGGCCUGGAGUUCCGCCUCAGGACGCUCAGUGUGGCUGCCUUCAGUGAAGAGGAGGUCAACAUGUGGAUCACUGGUCUCAACUGGCUAAUGAUUGACACUCAGAGAGCGCCCGCACCACAGCAGAUAGACAGGUGGCUGAGGAAACAGUUUGAAGUCAUGGACAGGAACCACGAGGGCAGUAUCACAGUGAAGGACGUGAAAGCCCUGCUGCCUCAGGUCAACUACAGAGUCCCCAACAUGCGUUUUCUCAAAGACAAGCUACAGGAGGUGGAGGCCAGGAGCGAUCUGUCAUACUCCAACUUUGCACAGCUCUACAGGACACUAAUGUUUGAUGCACAGAGGAGUAUUAUUGAGCAGCUGGAGCUCUCCUUUCCUCUGCGGAACGUUGACAGACCGGAGCUGUGUCAGAUCUCUCUCUACGACUUUCAGAAGUUUUUACAGAUGGACCAAAAGGAGUCCUGGGCGUCAGACCUGAGUCGUGUCAGGGAGUUUCUGAUGGGGUACAUGAAGGGGGGGCCCCAACCUGAGCCGAUGCUACAGCUGGAUGAGUUCCUGACCUUCCUGUUCUCUAAGGAGAACUCUGUGUGUGACCCUCGACUUUCACCUGUGAUUCCCGAUGACAUGAAAAGACCUCUGUCUCAGUACUGGAUUUCCUCUUCACACAACACCUACCUGACAGGUGACCAGUUUUCCAGUGAAUCAUCUCUAGAAGCCUACGCCCGCUGUCUGAGGAUGGGCUGCCGCUGCAUUGAGCUGGACUGCUGGGAUGGACCCGACGACCUGCCCAUCAUCUACCACGGCCACACCCUCACCUCCAAGAUCAAAUUCCUGGAUGUGCUGCACACCAUCAAAGAGCACGCCUUCGUCACAUCUGAGUAUCCCGUGAUCCUGUCCAUCGAGGACCACUGCAGCGUGGUCCAACAGAGGAACAUGGCCACGCACUUCAAGAAGGUGUUUGGAGAUCUGCUGCUCACCAAGCCGGUCGACAACAACGCAGAGGAGCUUCCUUCACCCUACCAGCUCCGCAGGAAGAUCCUCAUCAAGCACAAAAAGCUGGUGGAAGGAACCCUGUAUGAAGAGGUGACGUCAGCCAGCUACUCUGAAAACGACAUCAGCAACUCACUGAAGAACGGCAUCCUUUACCUGGAAGACCCCAUCGACCAUACAUGGACUCCACAUUAUUUCGUCCUGACCAGUAAUAAGAUCUACUACUCAGAGGAGACGUCUCACUACCAGACAGCUGAUGAAGAGGAGGACGAUGAGGGAAAAGAGGAGUGUAACAACAACGAGCAGCAUUGUGCAGAGCGGUGGUUCCACGGGAAGCUGGGUGGAGGUCGAGACGGUCGACAGGUGGCUGAGAAGCUGCUGCAGGAGUACUGCGAGGGCGGGGCUAAAGACGGCACCUUCCUGGUUAGAGAGAGCGAGACGUUUGUCGGAGACUACACCCUCUCCUUCUGGCGCUCCGGUCGAGUCCAGCACUGCAGGAUCCAUUCACGUCAGGAGUCUGGCUCCACACGUUUCUACCUGACCGACAACCUGGUGUUUGACAGCCUCUACCGCCUCAUCUGCCACUACAGAGACACACCGCUGCGCUGCAACGAGUUUGAGAUGAGGCUGGGCAACCCAGUACCUCAGCCCAACGCACACGAGAGCAGAGAGUGGUACCACUCCAGUCUGUCCCGCGUUCAGGCUGAACACAUGCUGAUGCGUGUCCCCAGAGACGGAGCUUUUCUGGUGCGAAAACGAAGCGAACACAACUCCUACGCCAUCUCCUUCAGGGCAGAGGGGAAGAUCAAACACUGUCGUAUCCAGCAGGAGGGACGUCUCUUCAUGCUCGGCAGCUCGGCAGAGUUUGAGAGUCUGGUGGAUCUGGUGAGCUACUACGAGAAACAUCCUCUUUACCGCAAGAUGAGGCUCCGCUACCCCAUCAACGAGGACACUCUGGACCGGAUGGGCACCACGGAGCUUGACUACGGGGCGCUGUAUGAAGUCCGCACUCCUCAUUUCUACGUGGAGGCCAAUAAGAUGCCCACAGCUCGGUGCACGGUCAAAGCUCUGUACGACUAUCGGGCUCAGAGAGAGGACGAGCUGUGCUUCCCCAAACAGGCGCUCAUCCUCAACGUGGACAAGCAGGAGGGUGGCUGGUGGCGAGGCGACUAUGGUGGGAAGAAGCAGCUGUGGUUUCCUGCAAACUACGUGGAGGAGGUGCCCAGUUCUCCCACCAGAGAGCUGGAUGAAGUGUCCACAGAGAACAGUCCUCUGGGCACGUUCCUCAAGGGCUUCAUCGAUGUACCCUCCUGCCACGUUGUGGUUCACAAAGACGGGAAGAAUUCGAGGCCGUACGUGUUCACCAUCCACUCCCAGCACCUCUCCUCUCACCCAGUUCAGACCCUGGACGUGGCAGCAGACAGUCUGGAGGAUCUGACCGCCUGGGUCAGCAAGAUCAGGGAGGCUGCACAGAACGCCGAUGCACGGAUGCAGGAGGAGAAACAGAUGGAGAGGAGGAAGAAGAUCGCGGUGGAGCUGUCGGAGCUUGUGGUGUACUGCAGACCUGUCCCCUUUAACGAAGACAAGAUCGGAACAGAGAGGGCAUGUUAUCGGGACAUGUCGUCCUUCCCAGAGACAAAGGCAGAGAAGUUUGCGACCCGCGGCAGAGGGAAGCGCUUCCUGCAGUACAACCGCCGCCAGCUGUCCAGAGUUUAUCCCCGAGGACAGAGACUGGACUCGUCCAACUAUGACCCGCUGCCCAUGUGGCUCUGCGGCUCCCAGCUGGUCGCACUCAAUUUCCAGACCCCAGAUAAACCCAUGCAGCUGAACCAGGCCUUGUUCAUGCUUGGAGGAGGCAGCGGCUACGUUCCCCAGCCCGACAUCAUGAGGGACGACACCUUUGACCCUUUCGACAAGGACACGCUGCACGUGGAGCCAAUCACCAUCCAGAUACAGGUGCUGGGGGCCCGUCAUCUGCCUAAAAAUGGCCGCAGCAUCGUCUGUCCCUUCGUGGAGGUGGAGAUCUGUGGAGCUGAUUACGACAGCUGCAAGUGUAAGACAGACGUUGUAGCCGAUAACGGUCUGAAUCCCGUGUGGGUGCAGAAGCAGUUUGUGUUUGACGUCCAUAACCCCACCUUCUCCUUUCUGCGCUUUACCGUCUAUGAGGAGGACAUGUUCAGUGACCCCAACUUCCUGGCUCAGGUUACCUAUCCUGUCCGUCCACUACGAACAGGCUACAGGAGUGUACCUCUGAAGAACUACUACAGUGAGGAGCUGGAGCUGGCGUCACUUCUGGUCCACAUCGAGAUCGUCAAUGCAAAGGAGGAAGACGACGAGAACCUAUACACGUCCAUCCAGCUGCUGCGGGAUCGAACCAGUGAGCUGUCAAACCAGGUUUCCCUCCUGGAGAGGUCGGGCUCGGCGGACCUCAGCUACCAGCAGAGUCUGGAGGAGCUGAGAGCGGCUCAGGACCAGCUGAGUGAGCUGGUGGAAGCUCGGAACCGCAGGCUGAUGGAGAAGAAGAGGAGGGAGAAGCUGAGGCAGCAGGUGGCAGCAAAGCGCAGUUAAUCCUCUCGUUCACCAGAGAGCGCUACGCUCAAACACAACUGGUGCCUGACACUUGCUGCCACCAGUGCUGAGCCAUGAGGGCCUGAAGGAACGAAGAGGCUUUCUACAGCAGCGACAUGCAAUCCAUUUAUAACUGAGGAAAUAACCGUGUUCCUUCACAAUAAAAUGUGAGAUUCUAUCUGCUGACAGCAGAGGAAGUGACAAACAGGAGGAUCUCAUGGACUCAAAAAAUAAAACUCACAAAACUAAGCUAUAAAAACAAUCACAGACUUCAGGCUGAAACACAUUAAGAGUGAAUUAGAGAAAUUUUCUCUGACACAGUUCAGACAACAGAGUUCUGAAUUUCACUGACAGAAAAUUGAUUGGCAACUUUUCUUUGUCUUGUGCGAUUAGAACCACAACGAUAAGUCAAUUAAUCAGUUAGUCCACUCACAGAAAGUUAACUGUCGGCUAUUGACUGAAUAAUUGUUUUUUAUUUUUUUAGGCAAAAAUACCAAACAUUCGAUUAAUUGUUCGCUGCAGCUCUAUCUGCGAUAAUAAAAGGAUCAUUUUAAUAUCACAAUAACAAAAAAAGCUAUUUGAAGAUUCCACCUGAGCUUUAGUAAAUAUUACUGGACAUUUCAUGGACCAAACCGAUUUAUCAAGAGGAUCAGCAGCAGAUUGAUUGAUUGGUAAUGAAAUUAAUCACUGGUUGCAGUUCAUAUCACGAUGGGUUGGUCUGGUCGAGUCACUUGGGAGACACUUCAUGCAGCAAAUGUCACCUAAUUAUCACAAAUGUGCUGCUGGCCAACUGCCACCACAACAAAAAGCCAAAAAUAAAUACUCAAAUUUUACAUUUUCAGCUCAUCCUGUCAGAUUAAAACUGAACAGCAGAAUAAAGUUUAAAAUAAUAAUAAAAAAAAAACACGCUGAGAACAAAUCUCUCUUGGGACUGAUCAGGUCAGAUUUAGCUUCUUGAUGAGUUUAGAAAAUGCAAAAUGGCUCUGGUUUUGGUCCAAAGUGCCACAAAACUCAAAUAGAAAUGUAAACAAUGCCAGUGGAAAAGAAGCCCUGAUCAUCACCUCAUCAAAUCUGCUUUUACUGUGUUUCAGGCUUUAGUAAGAAAAACAGGAUAAAAGGGAGAAGAAAACUCAGGUUACACAAAUGGAAGGGGGAAAAAAACUAACCUCUUUAUCUGGAUGGAAAAAGGGAGCAGUGGGCACACGUAGCAAAAAGGAAAUAUCAUGUAUGUGCCUUUGAUGUUGAGCUUUGUGGAAUAUCGUUACUCUGAUGUUUCAGAAAGCGUAAGACUCACUGAUUUCUCUACAACUGGAACAGUGGCCCCUUUGAGGGAAAACUGCUAACAAACUGAAGGAGGAAUCCACUCGUUCGUUUCGGACCACUACUCAUGAAAUGGGUUUAAAGGGAUUCAAAGACUGAAGUCUGUUCCUCCUGAUUAAGACCAAGUCUGUUUUUGGGUGAUCGCAUGAACUCGGCCCUCAGGUGGCGGUUUGGGGGAGGUGGGGGGUGGGGCUCCUAUCACAGACCUUCCUACCUGGGAGAGCACAAACUGGACGAACUGUGGAAGAAAUCCUCACCAAACCACACGAGAAGGUCUUUAAUACUUCUUCAAAGGGCUCUAAACAUAUGUAUACUACCUUCAAAGAGGCACGAGAACAGCGAGCGUUUCUCACAGCGCCCCCUGGAUGUCACCUGCACAGGGGCCGAGGUGUGUUCACUCUGAUUGGACACACACACACGACAAACAAGGGCUAUCUCAGAAAACUAGCAAAGCACUCUUUUUACCUGCCGGCUCAGAUUUCACGUCUCACAUCUGAACCACACGACCAGGAUCAGCUCCCGUCAUCUGGCUCUAAUCAACCAAUUGCGGCUCAACUGGUCCUGGAUCUGCCAAAAACAGCUUUGAUUCAACCCACUGCAUGGCUUCAUAUCUAAUAAUGCCCCCCCCCUCCUCACCUGUAGCUACUUCGCCUUCCCAUCAUCCCCCGGUCUAAUUUCUCAUUGUAUAUAACUUCUUUUAUUUAUCAGACAGAUGAUAGCAUGUCAGCCUCUCAAUAGAUGAGGAACAUAAUAAAAGAAUGAUAACGGACUUCAGAUUGAAGAUACUGUAACUUUAUGUAGAAAUUAAUAUUGUGUAUUGGAGCUCCCUUUAAAUGUCCCCAUAGACACAAACCUCUCUUUUUCUCCCUACGCUGCCGUUGCACUGAGUAGGGACUUCUAUGCAAAGGUCAUCUUCUUGGCCUAUAGCCAUUGUGUAUUAGGCAAUUUGACCCAAGUUGUGUUUUCUCUCUGUAUCUAUGCUAACUGUCCAGUAUUAUUACUCUGCAUUACAAAUCCUGUGCAAGUUUCCAUUUAAUAAAUAAAUCUCUUUCA